AUGGAAGUAACCUCCACUUUGUUAGAGAAAAAUAAGAGCGUCUCAGAUGACUCAUCUGAAGUUGUUCCAAAGGAAAAGAAGUUUUUCGUUUCAUCAAUUGGUAAAGCUCAUUUGAUAAAUUCUCUCUAUGGAAUUGGUUACACGAUACAAAUUGCGAUGUUGCCAUACAUGUUGAUAAACUCCAAUGCAGGAAUUGAGCACAAUGGAUACCUGCUGACAAUAUUUUCUCUACUGCAAUUCGUAGGAUCCCUAUUUUUUGGCAGAUUAGCAGACAUAUGGGGAGUAAAGAAGUCCUUUUAUUUAUCCCUUUGUUGUUCGAGCUUGAUGUAUCUUAUGCUGACUUUGUGCAGAUCCUCUUGGACAUACUACAUCAGCUUUCUUCCCUCAUUCUUCAUGCAAACAUUUCAAGCCUCAUCUCUACUGGUAUGUCUCAAAACAGACAGUGAAAAAAGAACAUCUGCAAUUGGGUACUUGAACUUAAGUUAUGGUUUAGGGAUAAUUUUAGGUAGUCUCUUGGCAGGAAUGAUGGUGAAUUUUUUAGGUCCUAGAGGAAAUUUAUUUAUCGCAUUUGUUUCUCAAAUAAUUGCAUUAUAUAUAGCUAGAACUUUGCAUGAAGAUCCGAAACUAUUAAAAAAUACAAAUAUAGGAGAUAUAAAAAUAAAUGAAAUUUUGAAUGGCAUACAAAAUGAAUACAUAAGAGUUUUAAAUUUAUUUAAAAAAACAUAUGGUAUUUGUUUACUAAUCUUGUUUGGAUUAUUACCUAUAUUAAUGACUAAGUAUGCAUUCGCCCCAGUUGUAGUAGAUAUGUUUAAAUUAACUCCAUCACAUACAUCUUACUUAAUGACAUAUGCAGGAAUUCUAACAAUUAUUGCUGAGGGUAUUUUUGCUCCUUAUUUAAGUUCUCUAUUAGGAGAUAUGAUAUGUUGUAAAUUCUCAAUACCUUUAACAUUAUCUGGAUUUUUAUUAUUAUCAUUAUGUGGUGCAAAUGAAUCUCUUGUUCUUAUAUUCAUGUCUAUUCCCUUAUGUGGAGGUGCCUUGCUAUACAUUUGUGGAACUAGUCAAAUGACAAAGAGAGUUGAUGAAUCCGAGUUAGGAACCGUUAUUGGUUUGAAUACAUCCAUUUUUUAUGCUGUUACUAUAGUGGCACCCUACUUAGCCUUUAAGUCUUACAUUGCCUUUGGACUUGGAUUAUACUGGCUCUUUUGUGCUUUUAUCUGUUUAGUAAUCACCACAUACAUUUUCCUCCUAGACAAAUCCACAUUAAAAAUAUUUAAGGAAGACCACGACAGUCUCGAGACCAUGUUCUCCAGCAUGAAAUUCGCAUGGUAA
Molecule: messenger RNA, 1329 nt
Organism: Plasmodium gonderi
Lineage: Eukaryota; Apicomplexa; Aconoidasida; Haemosporida; Plasmodiidae
Product: transporter
Exons: 6
Coding region: 1-1329 (442 amino acids)
Biological process (GO): transmembrane transport
Molecular function (GO): transmembrane transporter activity
Source: RefSeq, a predicted model, not a curated record